UUGUGGGUACAUCAUUAAUGUAUGACAUUUGUAAAUGUGUACCUACCUCUCAAUCGGGAUUUGCCAGUCUGUUGCCGGCAUUAAAACGUAUAGCUGAUUAACUGUGUAUAUAUUUAAAACUAUAUCCCAAAACAGUAUAUUUUGGCGACGAGGUAUCAAACUCAAGCGUGCAUUUAGUCAUUUAGUGUAGUGGAAGUAAAAUGGCUAGUAGUGGAAGCAUGUUCGGUGGCAGUCUCAGCUUCGAUCAUAGAACGCAAGAAUGGAGCAUUUUUCAAAGCCGUUUUGUACAAUAUUGUGCAGCGAAUGAUAUCGACGAUAACACAGACAAGGCAGGGAUAAAACGCCGUGCGUUGUUACUCACGGCGCUGGCUGAAGAUACCUACCGAAUAGCGAUCGAUUUGACCUUCCCGACCUCUGUGGAGGUUAUCGACUACAAAGCGUUGAUUAAAAUUUUAAAUAAUCAUUUCAAAAGUAAAAAAAGUUCCUUUGGCGAGCGACUCAAAUUCAACUCGGCACAACAACGACCGGGUGAGGAGUUAGCGGAAUGGGCAGCUCGAGUGCGGAAUUUGGCUAAACAUUGUGGAUACAAAACUGAACUGGAAACAAUGCUUCGAGAUCGUUUUGUUCUCGGUAUGGUGCCUUCGAAGGAGAAAGAAAAGUUAUUUGCUGAAAGUGUCGAAACUUUGACCUUUAACCAAGCUUUGGAGAUCGCUCAAGGUGUGCAGUGUGCGCGGCAAGCAUUGCAAGGGGUGGACAUGGAUGCAAGUGGAGGAGUGCUGGCGCAGCCGGUGUUCGCGUUGCGUACAGAGCGCAGUGAGCGCGGCGGCCGCAGUGGCGACGGUGGCGGCGGCGGCGGCGGGACCGGCGGCGGCGGCGCGCCGCGGUCUGGCUCGGCGCCUGCAGCAACGGCGCGAUUUUCGUCGCGAAAUGGUGCAAAUCGGUGUGAUGUGUGUGGUUAUAAAAAUCAUUCAAAAGAUAAGUGUCGAUAUGCCGAGUUCACAUGUAGGAAGUGCAAUCAAAAGGGACAUUUGUUACGGAUGUGUAAAUUGAACGUAAAAACUUAUAGAGGCUCGGAUAAAACUUAUGAGGUUGAUGAUGUAAGCAUUAUUGGAAGCUUUGAACAAGAAUAUGAGAAGAGCACAGAGGGCCAAGAAGAUUGCAUAUACGAGCAACAAGAUCAAAACAGCGAUUCUUCAUUUCAAUCAUUACCGGAGAACAUCCAUAAUAGUAUGAUGUCCAAAUUGGGAGAGGAGCGAGCUGGUGGGGAGGAGAGAAUAUUAAGUGAUAACAACGCGUCGAGUCCGAUACCUCUAGGUUCGGAUCCAGUGCAGCCUCUCAAUGUGCCAUCAACUGAUAAUAAUGAACACACCUUGCGUCAAAGACCCCUUAGAGCGACUCGGAAAAAAAUAAAUUAUAAAUUGUAAUUGAGAUAUUUUAGGCUGUUCAUUGUUUUAGAUAAUUUUAUACUACUGGUGGAGGGAUGUGAUGUUUGUGGGUACAUCAUUAAUGUAUGACAUUUGUAAAUGUGUACCUACCUCUCAAUCGGGAUUUGCCAGUCUGUUGCCGGCAUUAAAACGUAUAGCUGAUUAACUGUGUAUAUAUUUAAAACUAUAUCCCAAAACAGUAUAAUAAUAUUCCUGCUCCCUCUAAUGGUUGUGCAUUAUCAUCAAAUAAUAUUGACAAUAAUCAAUCCAUCAUUGAUAUUAUUCUCAUGCUUAUUAAAGUGUUAUCGCAAUCAAAAAUGAUACAAACAACUUUACCACCGUCCAACGAUGCCAUGUACAAUGUAUUUUCUCAAUUAUUAACUUCUCACAAUGGAUUACAAAGUCCAAAUAAUUCAGUGGAACUGUCGUAGCAUAACAAAUAAGAAAUCAGACUUAUUUUAUUUGAUUAAUAAAUAUAAUCCUUUUAUAAUAGCUCUACAAGAGACUUGGUUAAAGCCAGGAUAUCCUUUUAGGAUUUCAGGCUUUACAAGUCUCCGUGAUGAUAGAGCUGACGGAUAUGGCGGUGUUGCCAUAUUGGUCAAAAACUCCCUUCUUUUUUCUUCUUUUUCGCUUCCUGUAUAUAGCGGCAUUAAUGCAGCUGCUAUAAUUAUAAAUGGUAUCUGUUUUGUUACUUUAUAUAUUCCUGAUCCUACAUGCCAAAUAUAUUCACAACUAGAACAAUUAUUUUCAAUUUUACCUAAACCUUUUCUCGUAAUGGGCGAUUUUAAUGCUCAGCACCAAUCGUGGGGCAGUUCUACUUCUAAUUUUUAUGGUGGAAAACUCCUGACGAUAAUUGACACUUACAAAUUAUGUAUUAUUAACUCAGAUGUACCGACACGUAGAACUGCACCGAAUGAAGGGUUUAGUGCUCCUGAUAUUUCAAUAUGUUCUUCUGAUUUAGCUUCUUCACUGUCGUGGUAUCCUCAUUCCUCUACCUUCGGAAGCGAUCACUUUCCCCUCAUUCUUUCUUUUCCAAUUUCCAUUCCCUCAAGUCGAAAGAGUGGUCCUCGACUUAAAUAUAAUUUAUCAAAUGUAGACUGGAAUAUUUACAAACAAUAUUUAGAUAAUAAAAUAUCGGAGUUACCUAUUGUUUAUCAUGGAAAUGAACAUCAAUGUUGUAAUGACUUGAUAAUUAAUA
This is a messenger RNA of Galleria mellonella (greater wax moth), 2622 nucleotides long. RefSeq lists its product as uncharacterized. Gene Ontology annotation, molecular function: zinc ion binding; nucleic acid binding. Lineage: Eukaryota; Metazoa; Arthropoda; Insecta; Lepidoptera; Pyralidae. Bases 201 to 1424 code for a protein of 407 amino acids. The record is from RefSeq and is a predicted model, not a curated record. The transcript is spliced from 2 exons.